Messenger RNA from Seminavis robusta, 315 nucleotides. The record is from the annotation of a GenBank genome assembly. Lineage: Eukaryota; Bacillariophyta; Bacillariophyceae; Naviculales; Naviculaceae.
AUGAAAGAAAUGAGCCUGAGAAGCAAUGAAUUUGAUGCCCCCCAAUUUGAUGCCCCCCUGCCCAGUGAGCUGGGACAGUUGACAGACUUUUUUGGUCUGUGGCUCAAUGACUGUAACAUUACAGGCUCUAUUCCCAGUGAGUUUGGUUUGAUGUCGUCUUUGCAGGUUCUGAAUCUGCGCAACAACUCCCUAGGUGGGGUUGUCCCCUCAGAACUGGGACGAAUUGAACAGUUGAGGGAACUUGAUCUAUCAAGUCUACCUCUGUUGAGUGGGUCAUUUCCAUUUGAUACCUUUGUCAAAACCUUGCCUCUCUAA